This is a messenger RNA of Lytechinus pictus (painted urchin), 12168 nucleotides long. RefSeq names its product breast cancer type 1 susceptibility protein-like. Bases 69 to 7715 code for a protein of 2548 amino acids. Lineage: Eukaryota; Metazoa; Echinodermata; Echinoidea; Temnopleuroida; Toxopneustidae. Gene Ontology annotation, cellular component: BRCA1-A complex; plasma membrane; BRCA1-BARD1 complex. Gene Ontology annotation, molecular function: metal ion binding; ubiquitin-protein transferase activity. Gene Ontology annotation, biological process: positive regulation of transcription by RNA polymerase II; negative regulation of fatty acid biosynthetic process; double-strand break repair via homologous recombination. The transcript has 13 exons. The record is from RefSeq and is a predicted model, not a curated record.
GAAUUGACCGAUGACGGUAUAAAUGGAGAUAAAAGGCGUGAAGGAUAAAAGAUUACAGAAGAACCAACAUGGACGUCGUCAGACUAAAGAAAAUCACGGAUAGCAUAGGGUUGAUGCAGAAAAACUUGGAAUGUUCAAUUUGUUUGGAUUUGCUCCAAGAUCCUGUUUCAACCAAGUGUGAUCACCAGUUCUGCAAUUUCUGUGUUCUAGCGUUGCUGCAAAGUUCAAGAAAGCCAUCAGCACGCUGCCCUUUAUGUAAAGUCGUCAUCACGAAGAGGAGUCUGACCAAGAAUGAACAGUUGGAUAAGAUUGUCAAAGCUGUACGUUCUGUUAUUACUGCUGUGGAGGAAGACUCGGGAUUACAAUGUUCCCCACCUCGAGGUCCAGUUUUCAUCUCCCAGCCUGAUCCUAAGACCAGAGAGCCGACACCUAAGAAGAAGGCCAAGGUCAAAGGUCAAGUGAGAUCAAGCAACAUGCGGAAGACCAAACGCAAAGCUGCUGAGACCGUGAGCGUGUAUCGAGAUCAUGAUAGUGAUUCCAGUGAAAGUGAUGCCUUUGAGCUGCCUCUAGUUGGUCAUACUAAUAUCAGUUCAUCAUUCCCGAGACUGAAGACCAGUGGGAAGAAGGGCUCCAAAGAUGAGGAUCGGAAAAAUGAAGAAAUGGAGAAAGAGGCUGAGGACUUUCUGACCUCCCUUAACGCUGCUCCCCUAUCUAGCCAUGGGGACAUCAUCUCCGGGCACAGCAAUGAGUUGGAAAGAAUCAAUAAUGAAAUCAAUCUUCUUCCCAUCAAUUCUGGACAUCACAAGGAGAACAAGAAUCCUGACCAUGACAGUCUACCACAUAUACCCCAGGAUCCGACUCCUACAGAUUCAGAAAUCUUUUCAGUCCCUGCUCCUAAAGGACCUAGCAAAGUGAACAAUCUUAAAGAAGUGGAUCAAGAUCCCUAUGAGUUUAUACCGAGUCAGCGCACACCACGGAAGGUGAAACGGAAGGCUGGAAGAAAGAAAAAUCAGAAUGGGAAGAAGGAGUUCCCAAUCCUGAAAGGCAGGUAUCUAAAGCCAAAGAGAGACAACAAGAGUGCAAGUAGCUGUUCUGAAAGUGAUCAAGAGAAUUCCAUGACUCAAAGCAAAGCUGCAGAUAAGCUUGCUGCUUCAGUUCAAGAAAGCAAUUCAACUGCCCACUCAAAAGGACAAAUCAGAGAUCCAUUAUGCAGCAAUCGUAAUGAUGGUAGUAAAAAAGUAUCGCCUUCUAAUCACCCAAAGGAAGCUGGAACUGUCACAACCCUUGUUGAAGAAGGUGAUCUAGUUGAUAGCGCAAAUGUUGUCAUAGAAGAUAAUGUCAGCGGUCUUGACAAUGAAGGUGGUGAUGAUCUCAAUGAAGAUGGUAAUGCUCAGGAGGAUAAAGCUCAGCCUGUGAAAUUGAACUUGGUGAAACAUCCUUUGCCUAUUACUCCAGUUGUGGUUAUCAGGGCAAAGAAUGUUGGUGGCAAUAUCCAAGGAAGUCAGCAGUCAUCAGAAGGAGGGGGGAUCACUGACUCCCAGCCAGUAGUGAUCAACAGGAAUCAUGGACGAAGGGUCUUUGCCACCACAUACGGCAAGGCAAAGAAUGGAGUUGACAAGAGUCCUCCCCUUGAUCCUCAGGAGAGGAUCUUGGACUGGCUGGUCAGUAAGAAUGCUGGAAGUGAUGAGUCUGACGAUGAUGAUGAUGCCGAUGAUGGAGAUGCAGAGAAAAAAGAGGAGGUUGGAAAGACAGAGAAUCUUCAAGGCACUGGAAAUGAUCAAGAAACUGAUGAUGUAAUUGCUGGGAUAUUGCCCUUGGAAGAGGCCUUAGAAUCUACACCUAAAGAAGUCAUUAUAUGGGAUCAACCAGAACCUUCAGAAGAAUCAAAAUCCCCCAAGACAAUAAUUACUCCCCCAAAGAAAGUUCAAGGAGAGGUUAAAAAUGGCAGACGUCGUUCAGGUAGACAUACAGAAACAAGAAUAGAAAAUAUUACACUUGAUCAUGAAGAAAGUGAAAAGGGAAUUAAUGACAAAGAUUCAACUUUGAAUAAAUCAUUAGGGGAUGUGGAAAAGGAAUCUUUACCUAGCCGUAGGACCAUGAAGCAGCGCAUGAAAGAAAACCUGAAGGAACAAACAGAAGCUGCAAAGAAAGAAUCAGAGGAUGUGGAAAAGGAAUCUUUACCUAGCCGUAGGACCAUGAAGCAGCGCAUGAAAGAAAGCCUGAAGGAACAAACAGAAGCUGCUGCUAUCAAGAGUGACUGGGAACUUGCCUUAGAACUUGCUCGUCAGUUUGGCACUGAGCCAGAGCAUCUGAAGGCUGAGCCAACUGAACUUGGUGGACGAUCAUCUCGAAGGAGGAAAGGCAAACUCACUAUUGAAAAGGUACCAGAGAGUAGAUCUGUCAGAAAAACUGGACGCCAUGCCCAAGAAAAUCAGGAGAAAGGGAAAAGAGAGUCUACUGAAUCAUUUGACAUUGAUUCAUUUGAAACUCAAUCUCCCAGUAAUGUUGCAGUCAAAACAAAUAUGAAAGACAAAAGUAGGGCUGCAUCAGAAAAGAGAAAAUCUAACUCUGACAAAAUGAAAGCUUCUCCAGAAAGUCAAACGAAUAUCCAGACUGGUAAAGUUCUACAAAAUGACACCCCUGUGAAUAAUAUUCUCAAAAUUCUUGAGACUCCUUGUAUUUCAGAUCCACCCAAAGGAAAGAAGAGUCUUGAGAGAGAACUCCCUUCCAAACCAGACGUAUUUGAACAACCCGAAACAAAGGCCUCAAGACAAAACAGGUCAAAGGAUAGCAAGAGCUCAUCAAAUAAAAAAGGAGAAUCCAUUCCUGAAAGCAAAUUAUCCAGUCAGUUGACCCCACCUUUGAGGAGGUCUAAACGAGGCUCUCUUCCUGAAACUCUUAACAGCUGUCAUGUUCCUGAGCAAGUGCUGUCUCUACCUGCAGAGAAGAAGGAGGUUGAAGGAAUGGGAGAGGAGAAAAGCGAUGGAAGAACGAGAGAAAGUAGGAAAAUACUAUCAGGGGCUAGUGAUCUAGGCAUUGAAGCAGAAUCAAGUGUAUCAGCCAUUGAGGGAACAGAGUCAGAAUCGAGAGAGAAGGUUAUUGAUGUUGCAGAACCUCCUAUGUCAUCACUGCCUCUUUAUACUGAAGACAUUCCCAAAGAAGACAAGGGCAGUGUCUGCAAUUCUCAAAGGUGUAAAGGGUCAGAUACCACAGAGUCCAUUGACUUAGAGAUUGAUAGUGAUGUGUAUGAAGACCCGGAUGAAGCUUUGAAGCCUGAACUGCCAGAAUCCUUGGGAUUAGAGAAGAAUGAUGUUUGCAGUUCCGUGAAACAGAAAUCUUCUCUCGAUGAUGAGAUGUCCAUUAUGGAUUGUAUUCUUCCAUCAUUAUCCAGUCAACCACAUCCUUCUGUGGGAAUUUCUCCUGGCCCAAGUGGGAACAGCAGUGGCACAGCAUCUGAUAUUGGUCAAGCAAAAGCAGACGUUUCCUUGCAUAAGAAAUCGGAUGAGGUAAUUACAGUACUGUCUGGUUCUAGUUGUUCAGUCCAGCAGAUGAGUCAAGCAAGUGUAACAGUCAUCUCACAGGCUAAAGCCUCGGGUUCAUUUCCAAUGUCUCUUGAUGUGAACUCCCAGCCGAGUGAAUCUCUGCUACAGCCUCUGAGGAAAUCUAAGAGAAAAGUGUCCCAAGAUGGACAUCAAGGAAGCAAACUUCAGACAUCAGAAAAUGAUGUCACCAAGAACUCUUCCAUUAUGACUUCAUCCGGAUAUAAACAACAGGUUGAUAGCCCAAAGGAAUCCGGUGUUAGUAAUGAUUUGCAAGAGGUUCAGACUUCUUCAGGAUCAGCUAAUAGCAGACCAACAAGGAGGAUAUCCCGUAGGAAGAGAAAGACAUUCACUAUUGAUGCAAGUCCAGCUGUAAAAGAAAUGCUAACCCCACCAAGUCAGAAAGUGCAACAAGUUUCUGAUAGUCUGGAUCAACCGAUUCCAGACAGAACAACUCCAACGAAAGAUGCCAACCUAUCUGAAAUGGAACCAGAAGACUCUAGUCAUAAAGAAUUAAGCAAGGCAUCUAAGUCGCCUCAGGAUAGGGUCUCUUUGGAAGUAACAGAUGAAAAGUUACAAUGUCCACAGCCUGUCAUUUCAGUGACCAGAAAGAAGAGUAAAUCCUUACCUUUGUCUGACAGCCAGAAGAAUAUUAACAUUAACCUUGAAGAUUCUUUAAACCCAUCCUUGUCUCCUGGUAAUACCUCUCAGGUGUUAGAUGUGAGUGGAUCAUCACUCAAAUUGAAAAGGAAAAGUCGGAGUGGUAGACGGCACACUCAAAGUCCUGUUACCUGUAGGGAUGUGGAAGAGCCAGUUAAGCUGCUUAGUCCAUCCAGUGGAGGUAAUACGUUUGAUGAGAAAUGCAACAAGGAUGCAGGUGGUAGCAGUGGAAGACGUUCUUCUGGUAGAAUAAGUAAAGUUUUAUCAAAAUCCGGUUCAUUACCUGAUGGCAGUGCCAUCCCAACAACACCAGGUGCAUCUGAAAUGAAUGAGAUCUCAUCAAAUGUCAUCAUACCUGCCAGAACUCUCCAACAGUCAAGGGGCAGCUUGCAUGAAGGGGCACAGCAUCGUCAGCACACACCAGGGACGUCUCCUCUGGGGCUGCGAAGAAGCGCCAGGCAAUCAAGAGAUAUUGCUCAAAAUCAAAGUGAGGCUGCUCCGAGCAAUACAGUAAAGGAGGAUCAGAAAAUUAGCAGCCAACCUGUAGAAUGUGUCUCUGUUGUGGAUGACCUUGGGUUGACCUUGGCUGAGAAGGAAGAGUCUCAGGAAACCAACGUGUCUUGCCAUUCUGUUGAAGAUAUCUUUAAUCUAUAUGAAGAAUCAAGGGAUAUGUUUGAAGAAGAAGAUGUGGCUAGUCAUCAACAGGAAGAAGAAUCUGAGAGUAUGAAUGCAGAUAUAGUGUUUAUAUCACAGGGAGAUAAUGCUCAUGGCUCAAGUGGUCAAGUGAAUGCAAAGAAGUCAUCUGGUGAUCCAUCACAACUGAAGCAUGAAAUGAAGAAGGGAACACCAAGAACUCUCAAGAAACAUCCUGAUGAAUCUCUUGACAUUGAAGUAACAAAGGAUGCAGUGGUAUCACAAAGGAGCUGUCAAUAUGAAGACACCGAAGCACCUAUACCUCCCACUCCGCCCUGUCCUGAUAUGUCAAAAUCAUGCACAUUGUCCUUUAUUCACACAAGUGGACUAUCAAAAGCAAUAGCGAAGAAAAAGAAGGUGCAACAAGAGAUGGAACCUGAUAUUAGUUCUCUCCUGUGCCCUGAACAAGACCCCAUCUCAAAGCAACAGGACAUAGCUCAGUCUAAGAGUCUUGUCAUGGAGACACCGAGAGUGGUGUCUAGGAAGCGAAAAAAGGUACCUGAGACCGAAGACAAAAGCAUAGCUGACACGCCUAUAAAACCCAAACGUCGGUCAGUGGAUCAAAGAGAGAAAGUUGCUGUUGAGGAUGCCUCUAAUGAUCAAGGCAGUGUCCAGGACAAUGUCUUUGCACUUGAUGAACCACAAAGAAAGACCUCAAGGAAGGUGACAUCUCAGGUCAUCGGAGACACACAGUCAGAACCUACAAUCAAGUCCUCAAAUGAGAGCGAUGAAGUGAUUAAAACUAGAACAAGGCGGAGAAAACAGGUGAUCGCAGACGAUGUCAGUGAUGAUGAUGAUGACGAGGAGGAAGGUACUAUUGGGAGGCUGAGACAAAGGAAGGCUAAGAGAAUGGUUCAAGUCGCAAGAGAUGAAGAAGAUGAAAGUGAUGAUGAAUUGAUACCAUGUUCCUUCCUCCAACCCUUGGCAAAUGACGAUGAUGAGGAGGAAGAGGAAGAAGAGGAGGUGAAUGAUCCCAAGAUGCUCUUUAGUGACCACACAGAUCCGCACCAUGUGACAGAUGGUGGAUCAGCAAGUUCAGAAGAUAGUUGUGCCAGUCAUCAUAUGAAUCUCACCAACGCUUCAUCAAUUCUCUCCAGUCAGAGUGAAAUCAUGAACACACAGCAACAAGAGAAGACUCGUGAAGACAUGCAGGCCCUUGAGGCACAGAUGGCUGAGCUUCAGGAAGCACUGGCCAAAGAGAGAGGGAGCAGGAGCAAUGAUGAUACCAAUGAUGAAGAGGAGAAUGGUUUACUUGUUGAAGAUACAGAAGGUGCAUCAAUCCCAGAUUCAAAGAAAAAAAAGCACUCUGGAAGAACUCAACACAGUAGUCCAAGGAGGACUGAGGAUAGGAGAGUAGGUUCAGAAUCUUCCUCUGAUGAAGAAGAUGAGAUGGAUAAAGUGGAAAAGAUGAUGGAACCGAGAUCUCCAUCUCCUCCUCCACCCUUGUCACCACGGUCCUUGAAGAAGGCAUCAUCGUCCUCGUCAAUGACCGACAGCAUGCGCUCUGUCAAUAGUCUAGUGGAACAGUUCCGUAAGAGUAGCUCCAAGAAGGUGACCACAAAGAAGAGAAGGGUCGAGGAUGAAUCGAAUAAUAGCUCUGGAGUUGACAGUGAUGAUGGUGCUGUCAUGGUUUCAGCCAAAUCAUCUAGGUGUUCUUUAUCACCUAGGACAGGGUCGGCAAGAAGGAGAUCCAAGAAGAGAAGAAUAGGUAGUGUGGACAGUGAGGACGACCUGCUUCAAGAUGAAGCAAACUCACCACGAAACUCAAGAAACAUUUCUGUUGAUAGGACAAACGAACAUCAUGACGCAGUACAUCGUGUUACACCUCCUUCACGAACAACUCCAACAGUCAGUUCCAGCAGAUUCUCAACAGUUGGAAGACCAUCAAGGUCACCACAUAGAGGGGGUCACAAAGCUCCAGAAAGCAUCACUCCUCGAGGUCAACAAACUCCCAGAAUCCACACCCCAGUGGAUAGAGCAGCUAGAAGAACCCCUGAGACUUCCUCCAUACCAAGCCCAGUAGAUGCUUCCAUGAGGACCCAGAGGACAGGCAGUAUUCAGUCUGGUAGAAGGUCUGGAGAACAGUCUGUGAGAACUCCUGAAGCAGGUCUGGGUCCAAGUCCUAGACCUUCCUCCCGACCAAUGUCAUUAAUUGCUACUGGCCUGAAUAGAUUAGAAUUGCGUCAAGUUGAACAGCUGACAAGCCGACUGGCCAAUUGUCGUUUUGCUAGUGCCUUCAAUGCAAAUACCACUCAUGUCAUUGUCAAGACAGAUUCAUCGCUGGUUUGUGAACGAACUUUGAAAUAUUUCCAAGGCAUCGCAGCAAGGGCAUGGAUCGUCAGCUUUCAAUGGGUUCAUGACAGCCUGAAAGCAAGAAAACUCCUGGCCGAGGAAGACUAUGAGGUCAAAGGUGAUGUCGUGAAUGGCCUUGACCAUCAUGGACCAAAGAGAGCCAGGACAAUAGAUGGACCAGGUUUCAUGGAUAAGUUUGACCUAUGCUGUAUUGGACCUUUCACUGGUUUGAAUAAAGAUCAACUGGUUGGGCUGUGUGAGAUGUGUGGAGCCUCUACAGUCCAGCAUCCGUCUCUCUUCCCAUACAACCCUGGUAGGAAGGCAUAUAUCAUCGUAGAACCUAACCUAGAUACAGAUAGAGACUACCAAGGUCUGCAGAGAAAAUUCAGAGUUCCUGUUAUAUCAAGAGAGUGGGUCUUAGACAGUAUAGCCUUGUACAAGAGUCAACCAAUCACAGAUUACCUCUUAUCAAAUAUAACUAGUGCCUCAACAGAUCAGCCAAUCAUAGACAUUGAGAGUGAUGAUGAGUGAUGUUCAAGGAGUGGAUCUUAAGAAAGUUUAGCCCUUCCCAAUUAUAGCUGACCAAUCACAGAUUACCUCUUAUCAGAUUUCACUAGCACUUCAACAGAUCAGCCAAUCAUAGACAUUGAGAGUGAUGAGUGACUGUGAUCUUCGAGGAGUGGAUUUUGGACAAUAUAGCCUGUACAAGAGCAGACCAAUGACAGAUGACCUCUUAUCAGAUUCCACCAGUAGCUCAACAAAUCAGCCAAUCAUAGACCUUGAUUGUGAUUAUAAUUAAUGGUGGACAAUAUUUAGGGAUCUUCAUUUAAAGGACAAAAAAAAUCCAUCUUUUGAAUAACCCAAUCACAAGGUGCCUAUUAUCAACCUUUUCCCCUUUGAUGACAUUCCAGCCAAUCAUAAGUCAAGAUAGUAAGGAUAUGGUCUUCAGGGAUCUUCAUUGAAGGACAGAAAGGCAGUCUUUUCAGAAUUACCCAAUCACAAAGCGUCUGUCAUCAAACCUUUCCCAAUUGAUUAUACUCAAGCCAAUCAUAAUCUAAUGUGUAGUCUUUUCCUGGGUUGUAAUUCAUUUGACUUGGUCUAGCUGCAAUUCAUUAUGACAGUACAUUAUCAUUUCGUUCAUAUCUGUUUUAUAUCAUGUGUAAGAAUAUAUCUGUGUCAUUACUUUAACAUAUAUAUAUCUUUUAACUCUCAUAUUUGUUAUGCAGAUAAUUAUCUCAGUAAAAUAUCAAUUCAAAAUGAUAUUUCUCUUUGUAAAAUAUCACAUUAAAACAUUUUAUGAAUUGCAUUAUUUUGGAAACCAUUUUGCUUUUCUUUCUUAUGGACACAAGAAAUAAAUUCAACUUGUUGCGUACUAGUACUGAAACUUGAUGGUCUCUGUACUGAGCCUAUGGGUAAUACAAACUUCAGUAGUCAACUGAAACCAGGGAUACCCAAUGGUUGAAAAACAAAUUGGUAUGUGAUCGAGAAUGGAAUUUACAUGUUACUUGAUGUAAGUACAGUGAAAUUAAGAUAUUGAUGAUCUUCAGUUGAAAUCAAUCAGUAUUUUGGCAAUAGAAAAAUGACAAAUGUGGUUACCCAGCUAUGUGGUUAAUAAUAAUUUAUAAUAUAUGUGCCUACUAAAUAUACCAUGCCAAGCGUUGUGCUAAAUGUCAGCAACAAACUUACCACAAUUAUGUAACAAUAAGCCAACAACUUUGGUGGGUGAUCAGGUACCUCUUGUACCUGGGACACCUCAAAGGUGCUUAAUAAGUAAGCUGAAAUCUUACAUCGUCGUUUCUCAGAUUCCUGACUACACCGAAAAAAAACCUGGUGUUAAUUUAACACCAGCCCGGAAUCUAUAUAUGUCCACACCAGAGAAGUGUUUAAACAACACCAGUUCGGUUUUGGUCUAACACCAGAUAUGUGUUUAUACAACACCAAUUAGUCUUAAAACAACAUUGGUUUGAUUCCAAACUUGGGUUAAUUAUUAAUACUUCUCUGGUGUGGACAUAUAUAGAUUCCAAGCUGAUGUUAAAGGGGAAUCCAGCCUUGGCCAUAAAAUGUUGUGUUGGGAAGGAGGAAAAUAAAUUAAACAGAAUGGUGAAAGUUUGAAAGAAAUCGGACAAGCAAUAAGAAAGUUAUAGCUGCUUUAAAAUUGAGAUCACUGAUAGUAUAUAGAUUUCAAAUUGGCAACUGGGUAAGUACAUACCUGCCAACCAUUCCGAUUUUGGCGGAAUUAUACCGAUUUUUGGACCUCCAUUCCGAAUUCCGAAUUUUAAAACCAAAAUUCCGAUUUUUGGGUUACCCGGUAAUCAAUUUAGUGUUGAAAUUAUUGAAACGGCUGUAUGAUGCGACUAACGCAUUCACGGCUGUAAGAUGCGACUAACGCAUAAACGACUGGAGCGCACGGCUACGCAAAUACACAGUAAACGGCGCACAAACACUGCUAAGUGCCCAGUUCCAUUGCAAAUGCAUGUGAAAAUAACGAGCAUACACGCUAUUCUUCGAUGUUAUCGUUGACUUCCGGAAAAAAAUGGCGGCUGAUAUCGGCUCGCGAAAGUGCCAGUUUUUAGUGAGGACAUGUUUUCACAAUCCACGAACAUCGGAAAAACUGUGAAAAUUUCACUUUUUUAGACCCCUUGUUUCCUAACUACGAUGUUAAGAAUCACCGAUGGUGAUAUUUUUUAUGCGAAAUGUGGUGAUUUAGGUAAGAAGAAAUCACUUUAUUUGAAGUAUUGCCCAUGUCGCCGGAUGAUUUUGUAGUGUGGGAGUGAGUUAGAGAAUGUGUAGUGUACAUGUCUAGAGUGUGUUGGUGAUUUCAGUGGUAUAUUGCUUGUCUGCUGGGCUGCGCUGAAGUAAUGGCCGCACACCGACGCAUGUUACUCUAACUUUUAGAUCCAUCCCAACGCAAUUUUAACAUUGAUCUGUACUUUAUUUUCUCAAAUAAUUGUCAAAUUUUCGAGGAAGAAAGGAGAUUUUCAACUCUUGAUCUCAAUUUAGCCUUCGAAGUCAAACACCAAAUCUACUUGCUUCGCUUGCCUAAACUCCCGGCGCCCGCCGAGUUGCUGCGCCUCAGCCUUCCCGUCUCGCCGGCGCACCGCAAGUGCUGUGGUGGGUGCGGGUCGGGCGCAUGCAGCCGUUAGUUUCAGCUCCGUUUUUAUCAUGGUUGAAAAUCUGCUUUCUUAUACCAACAAACACUUAUCCAUUGUAGUUUAUGAUAGAACCUUGUCCUCGGUCAGUAACCCCUGUGUGGUGAAAUAAGAUUGUCAAUGUUUGGCUUAUUUCCUCUUGACUUGAUGCAUGAUUGCAUUGAUGAUGUAGGUUGGAUAAAUAGAUGUUUGAUUUUUUGGCACAUCAAUUUUUAAUAAAGUAGGGCUAACUUAAAUCUAAAUUUAUCAUAAAAAAUAUGCCCUGGCCCAAAAUUCAAUUGAAUUCUUGAAAUAAUUUUUUUUCUAAUUGAAAAGAGAAUCUGCAUCAAUCUUUUUCCACCAAUAGAGGGCCUCACAAAAAUAUGCUUAAAAUUAAAGUUUUUGAGAGAUCUGGUGAACAAGAAAAAUUAUUCCUUACAUAUUUAGAUGAAAACAAAUCACACCUGAAUGAAAUUAGGUGGGUUUUUGUCACAAAAGUGAUAUUUUAAAUACCUUUUCUAAAUUUUUAAUUGAUAAAUUAAGGUCGAUUACAUGUAGGUCAUCCUCUGGUGUGGUAAUGAGGGUAAAUUUGCUUUAAAAGGUGUAGGGAAAUGCUACUUUUACAUGGUGUAAAUGCAAAGAGUCCUUACCGUUGGAGCGGGCCGGACACCCGCUCGGUGCCGUCGUAGCUUUGAUACUGAUUUUUUAUUAUCAAAGGUUGGCAGGUAUGUAAGUAAAUUAUGACAAGGGGCAAGGACAACUUUCCCAUAGGCCAUGUACUUUAUUAUCAGGGAUUUGUGGUUUUCUCCUAAGUACCCAGUCCCCUGGGGCAGUAAUCUAAAUAUAACCCAGGUAGUAUAUUGUUUUAUGUCCUCAUGAUACAAAAAUAUAAUUUGAAAGAAAACUUUUGGGAAAAAUUACAUUUUAGCCAUAAUAUGUAGUGGAGUACAUGAAAGAGUAGUCCUUGCCUUACAUCACUAUGACAUCCCAUAUGCGGCCAAUUUGAAGUCUCCAUGAGUAUAGUGAUUACCAAUAUUUACAACUUUUAAAAAUUCAUAACUUUCUUGUUUUUUGUCCAAUAUUGUUCAAACUUUCACCUAUCAACUUGUCUGAUUUUUCUUUUUCUUAUAAAAACAAGUUUUUAUUUGGGUUGGAUUCCCCUUUAAAUCAACACCAGAGUUUUUGCAGUGUAGUCUUUAUAGGCAAUAGAUUUUCUGCUUCUGUAUCAUGCUUUUUCAAAUGAAGGUAGAUUUGACUGCUUUAUUUCAUUGCAGAUAAGUUUGCAAGCGUGUGUCAGAUGUUUCUACUGCUUGCCUUGAUGGCUAGCUAAGUGGCUACAACUUGCAAGUAAUAUUUGAAUAGGUAGGAUUCAUAAAAGUAUAUAGCCUAUGUGUAUGUAUGUGUCCUUUGUGACACAUGACAUAGAAAUACAAUAUUGUAAUGGGAAUGUAUCAUGAUUUGUGCACAAAUCUAUCAGAUUCAAAGUGGUAGUUGAUGAGUAGAAAUAUUUUUAUUUCUCUUUCCUCAUUUUUGAACAAAAAGUGAUGUUUAUAGAGUAUGAUGAAUGGUGAUAUACCAUAUUAACUCAUUUCUACAUAUUUUAGCCAACUUUUAUAUUCCCAUUUUAAUCUUCUUUUUUUGUCUUAUAUGACUUGCAAAAUCUAAUAUGAUUAAUGAAAUAUCAUUUCUUAUUUCAUCUUGUUUUAUUUUCCUUUUAUUGCCUGAAAUGAAAUGAUUUCUUUGUAUAAAUUUUUUUGUAAAAUGUAAAUAUAUAUAACAUGAAUUGAAGAAAAACAAAGCGCCAAGCAUAAAUGAAAUUAUGCAGUUCAUUUUUUUACAAUAAAAAUUGAUUUAUC